Molecule: messenger RNA, 426 nt
Organism: Knipowitschia caucasica
Lineage: Eukaryota; Metazoa; Chordata; Actinopteri; Gobiiformes; Gobiidae
Source: the annotation of a GenBank genome assembly
AUGAAGAAGAGCGAGGACCAUGGAGGAAACCCAAGUGACCUUCUUCAGACGUCAUACAGAGAGAAAGAGAAAGGACCAGAGAUCACCAUCGCUGACGCAGAUGUUGUGCAGGAUGGCGCAACAGGCAGUCACCUCGACUGCAAAGAUCGUGCCCGUGCAUGGUGGGUUUUCAUCUCGCUGCAGACACAGGAGGAGGUGGAGGAGGAGGAGGAGGAGGUGGAGCUCUUCUUGGUUUUAUGGUUUCCUCGCCUCAGCUGGACUCCGCUGACAGGAUUUCAGAAGCGUGAGUUCACUUUGGGGAAGAGUUAUGGAGUUUUGGUCACAACAGUCCUCCACGGCCUCCGAGAUGAGCCCCAGAACAGCACAGGCCGCAAAAAUCACUCCAGUCCUGCAUCAUUUCAAUCUACAGCCUCAGACUUUCGCUGA